AUAAGUCUGAUCCCGUAAAUGCUUUAGUCUGAUACCAUCGACGACCAAUAAGAACGCUGUACGUUGUUUCUGUUUCCGCGCGCGGCCCGCGACCGACCAAAGCGUGCGCAAGCGCUCGCAAGAGCGCUUUGCGCGCGGGCUUGCCCGCGCGCAAAGCGCUCUUUGCGAGAUGCUCAUCCAUCGCAAACGCAGCGCGAAGGCUUUGCCGUUACCAUAUGGGAGGAACUCGGGGGUAUGCAAUCACUGGAAAAAUCGGGCGUUACCAAGUGUGUUUUGCCUUCAGAAAGCGGAUCUGGCAGAAUUGGUGGGAAUUUUCCGGAAAGCAGCCAAAACAGCAAUUACCAAGCGGGGAGAGCGUAAAAAAGAGCAGUUUUGCAGCUCCGCCCAGUCUGAAUCUGAAAAAAGAUAGUGGUAUUUUAGGCUAGGGCCGAUGGUGUGAUGUGUUUUAUAGCGAAAAACGCGUCACGUGCAGGCAGCUCCAGCCGCUUGGAAAUUGAAAAAAAGCGUUGAAAAAAUGCAAAUUUUCGCAGCAUGCAAGCGGGCGAGAAAAUUUACCGAUUUUCUGCAGUCCCCGGAAGCCGCUUGGAAAUUGAAAAUGGCAAUUUUUCCUGAAAAAGCAAAAGACGCUUGAAAAUUGCCGCUCAAAAGUGGUUUUCAAAUUUGUCCGGAGGCCCGUGGCACCGGGAUUGGACGAGAAAAAAACAAUUAUCAAGCCUGUGGAGGUGUGUCCACCCCUCACGGUUUCCGACCUGUAUGAGGUCCAAAAUUGUGAGCCUCCUCCCGCUUGGAAAUGCUCGAUCUGGGUGGCCCAAAAGGGCUGCCGGAAAUGGCGCGAAUUGAUUAACUUUUUAAAAUUUGCGCAUUUUUCCUGGCCAGCGUGCCCUCGUGCAUAAUGUUACUCGCGAUGGUGUUCUGCUCGCCAAAAACCGCAUUCUCUUGCGCGCCCUUGCUUCCUGGUUAGAGGAUGAGAGCGCGGCCCGAAGCGGGCUGUAGUGUUGGACCGCGGCCCUUGGGCCGCGGUCCAAGAGUGGUGCCCGCGAGGGCCGCGCUCUCAUCCUCUAACCAGGAAGUCAAGGGAUGCGCGGUAGCCUUCGCGCUGAUUGGGGCGCUUCGCACGCUUUUGGUUACCAAUAUCGCCCUCCGGGCGCGACCUUAAUAAGAACGCUGUACGUUGUUUCUGUUUCCGCGCGCGGCCCGCGACCGACAUACUCUGCCCAAAAAUACCUUGCGACAGCUGCGCCCAAAGAGCACUUCGCUUAAUCCAUGUAUGGCAUUGUUUCGUGUUGAAACUUUAAUCAUAAGUUGUAUUGAAAAACUGAUGCGGCUGCAUCGAAGCAGCGGCCGCGCCCCGUCAAACGCCCAUCUUUUGCUGCAGUAACGCCCCUCUGCGAUGCGCCCGCGCCCCGUCGUGCGUUUUCGUUGUUGCGUUUCAGGGAGGUGAUUCUGUAGACUUACAAUCUCGUGCAGUAAACAAUAUUCAAACCCUAAUUCGUGCACAUGUUCAGCAAUAAAAAAAGUUUCUCGUCAGUCGUCAAAAAUCCGCUGAACAAAUUUCGUACACAUGUGAACUCGUACCUGCAACGUUUUCAUCGUACAAGAAAAGUCGUUCUUCAGUCGCGCAUUGCCCUGUGCUUGUCGCAGUUGAUGCGUUCGGUUCUGCGUUCGUCCUACUCCUACUUUUUCUGCCUAAGUACUUUCGUCCUACCUAGGUACGUUCGUCCUCGUCGGUGUCUCACACUGAAACCCUUCUUCCAAACCCUAACCCAAAAGACAGGGACUUCGACGCCGCGCACGGUUUUUGUGCGGCCUAAUAUACAAAUCAUUUGA
Molecule: messenger RNA, 1827 nt
Organism: Amoebophrya sp. A120
Lineage: Eukaryota; Dinophyceae; Syndiniales; Amoebophryaceae
Source: the annotation of a GenBank genome assembly